Messenger RNA from Sitodiplosis mosellana (orange wheat blossom midge), 1031 nucleotides. RefSeq names its product transmembrane protein 199. Bases 1 to 981 code for a protein of 326 amino acids. Lineage: Eukaryota; Metazoa; Arthropoda; Insecta; Diptera; Cecidomyiidae. Gene Ontology annotation, cellular component: endomembrane system. The record is from RefSeq and is a predicted model, not a curated record. The transcript is spliced from 2 exons. Gene Ontology annotation, biological process: vacuolar proton-transporting V-type ATPase complex assembly.
AUGGUGAAAGUGUCUAUCAAAGAUCAAUCGAUUGGUAUAAAGCCAUCUGAGAAAUUGAUAGAUUUCAUAAAAUCAUCGUUGAAUGAUGUGUCCAUUGAUUUGCCGGAAAAUUUGCUAAAGGUUUAUGAAGCAUUUACCCAGGAUAUUCAAAAAAGAAAUAUUUAUAAGCAGCCAAUUCCAACCGAAGCUCUGACCGAAGAAGAGAGGAAACUUUUGAUUGCCCUGUCGGACGAUACAUUCCAAAAUACAACCGAUUUACAGAAGUGCCUCGAAUCGCUGUCCGUGUAUACUUGUCAUGAUGACGAAAAUAAUAGCAAUUCGGAAAUUGAAGAAAUAGUAUCGACUGGUGGUGAACGAAUCAGUAAGAAUAAGGCUCGUCAAAUACGUGCAAAACAACGAGAAAAAGAGCUAUCAAAACUUACACUCAAUCUAUCGGAUCUAAAGUGGCUUCAUCAGUAUCUGUUGGGUAAGCGUAAGACCGACAAUUCGAUCAGUUACUUACACGAGCUAAUUGAAGGAUCACAAUUAGUAUUGCCAUCAAAUGAAUACACCGAACGAAACCCAGAACUAGAAGCGCGAUGUCAACGUUUGAAACGUGAACAAGAUGAUCUAAUAUAUCGUUUAAUGACGAAAAAUGUGGACUGCUCAAGAUCACAUGAACCGGAGGAGACAAUUUCUUACCAAGUCAAACAAAUUAACCGGCAAUUGAUUGCGGUGAUAAAUUUCCUUUUCUCCAUAGCAGCUGGAUUUGCAUUUGGUUUUAUUGGCAUCGAACUGCUUGUGGGCAAUUUAGAUUUUGGUUUUCGCCUAUUAUUAGGUAUAAUAUGUUCUUUGAUCGUUGCAUUAGCUGAAAUCUAUUUGCUAGCCAAGAAAUUAAACGAAGAAAUCGAUGAAGCCGAACAAGCAACACACGGUCAAGCAAAAAAAUCUAAUGUAACAUCUGGGUCUAGAGUCGAAAAUUUGAAAGAACACAACGAUUAAUUUAUGUAGUAGAUUCAUUCGAAUAAAAUUCAGUUGGAAUUUGUGGCUAA